CGCUUUCAGUUACAGUUCUAAAUCACCAAUAAAAACAUGGGCAAGCUUACACUCUAUGGCUUGGAGGCCAGUCCGCCAACUAGAUCCUGUUUACUGACGCUUAAGGCACUGGAGUUACCCUUCGACUUUGUUGUAGUCAAUUUGCUGGCCGGUGAGCAUUUGUUGCCUGAUUAUCUGGAGAAGAAUCCGCAGCAUACGGUGCCGUUGCUGGAGGAUGACGAGGUGUGCAUCUGGGAUUCGCAUGCCAUAAUGCCGUAUCUGGUGGGUAAAUAUGCCACAACGGAUGCACUGUAUCCCAAGGAUUUAUAUCAACGUGCCGUUGUGGAUCAGCGACUGCAUUAUGAUUCCGGCUCGAUGUUUGUCGGAACUAUGCGAGCCUUAACUCGGCCUUUACUCUUCUUGGGCGCUACGGUCAUCGAACAGUCUAAAAUCGAUGCUGUUGCCGAGGUCUAUGAUUUAGUGGAGACUUUUCUAGGCGACAACGAUUAUAUUGCAGGCACAGAGCUGACUAUAGCCGACUUUAGCUGUGUGACCACAAUGUGCAGUCUUAAGGUUUUUCUCGAGCCGGAUCCAAACAAGUAUCCAAAGAUUGUCGCCUGGAUGGAACGACUCAGGGAAUUACCCUACUAUGAGAAGGCCAAUGGAGUUGGAGCAGCAAUAUUUGAAUCUCUGAUCAAAUCCAAAAACUUUACAAUUGAAUCUAACUAAAAAAAAAAACAAUUAGAUAAUCAAGUCUAUCUUCUUUCUCUUUAUUACACAUUUAUGGUGAAUUAUAUAUCAAUUAUUUUGCUUUGUGAAUCCUAAAUAUAAAUUACGUUGUCACGGCGACACAGCACAACAAAUAUUUAAGCACAGUAAGCUAACUGGAGCUUUUUGAUUAAAAGAGAGCAUCGUAUGCAGAGAGCAGAUAGUAAACAGAGUUCACAAUCUUAAAAACAUGUUAAGCUCUCUUUCUCUCUCUCUCUCUAACAGAUACUUGAAGAGCGACAGCACGAACAAUAUAAAAAACACACCAUACAUAUAUACUGCUUCAAUAUAAAAUUGCUUU
Messenger RNA from Drosophila innubila, 1048 nucleotides. Its product is annotated as glutathione S-transferase 1-like. Gene Ontology annotation, biological process: glutathione metabolic process. The record is from RefSeq and is a predicted model, not a curated record. The transcript has a single exon. The coding region runs from base 37 to 708 and encodes 223 amino acids. Lineage: Eukaryota; Metazoa; Arthropoda; Insecta; Diptera; Drosophilidae. Gene Ontology annotation, molecular function: glutathione transferase activity.